CUCUGUCAACUCUUUGGACUCAUUUCGAUUACCUUGUACAACCUUAAGCCGACCUAAGCUUAAGCAAUUGGGUCGCCGAUCACCUGGAAUGGUCUAACCAAACUAAAUCAUCAUUAGGUAGUAAUACGUAUUUGGGCCUGGUAUGAGCGGCAUUCAUUAAUCUCGUUUAAGAGUUCCAACAGUUGAGAUUUCGACAAAGCCACCAGCCAGUGCUAUUGUUUUCCCUCCGCGUGAAACCCCAACGGACGCAUCGUGACAGCCCAACCCAAUCAAAAGAGUCUGCCAACAACAUGCGCACAGGCCGAGUCUGAAAUCUAUACAAAAGAAGAUAGUCUAGUUGUUAAUGUCUACGUGUUGUGUACAGUGCGUCUCUCUCGGCGCUUCGUCUAUUAAUAGAACGUGUCAAGCUUUUUAUUUUUCCUUCUUCCUUUCCUUGUGGUCGCGCGCGCGGGCAUCAGGGGCGGCCAGAAGCGGUGCCGGCCCGAGAGAGGCGGCCAGUUCCUCCCCGACUGGCACGGAGUCUGGACGCGGGGAGAUUUUUAUUGUUGGUUUUUUUUUUCUCUUUCCUCUCGCCUCCCCCUCAAUCCACAUUUCCCCCCUCCCGGCCUCCCCCGUGACUCUCUCGACUUUGGCCCAGCAGUUGCGUGAGUGCCGGGCCGUACGGAAAUAUCACGCUGGGUGUGGUUGGUUCCCAAUUUUUUUCUUUUCAACUGGCGGAUAAAUUAUCAUCCGCAAAAAACCCACGACGAAGUGUUGAAGAAAAUAAAAACGAAAAUAAAUUUGUGACAUGGCGGAAGCCGGUGUUCCCCAAGCGUCGUCGGCGGCCCAGCAUUCGCUCCAGCGGCAGCAGCAGCAGCGAUCGUCCGGCUCGACCUUGUCGUCCCAUCCGCCAGCGACGACGACCAUUUCGACCAUCGCCGUCCAAAGCGGCGCCACUCGCAUUGUCGUCGCCCUCCUCCAGAGCAAAGAAUGGCUGGAAUUGCAGGUGCUGGAAAUGAGCCCGGACAUGACGAGGAUGGGCGAUUGCUUCGUGACGUCAUCCGAUCUUCUCAUGGCCCACCAGGACGUUCUCAAGAAGCUUCAGAGCAAGCAGAGUCCGGUGGAAGAAUUAUUGAAACAGGCCGACCAGCUGAUUGCCAGUCAACGACCCAGGGCCGAGGUCUACGCGGCCAUGGCCGAAUCUUUGGGCCAGGCCUGGAAGGAUUUGAAUUCUUUCCUGGAACAACGCAGGGUCAUCCUCGAGUACAACGUCGCCUUUCACAGUCACGCUGAGGAUGUCAUCGACAAGCUGGCCAGCUUGGACCGGGAGUCGGCCGCCACGUCCACCUUGCCGUCGGACGUCGACAGCAUCAAGCGGCUACGCACUAGAAUAGAAGAGAGUCGCAAAUCGGCGCUCGAGAGCCUCCGGCUGGCCCUACAAGAUGGCGAAGUCCUACUGGAGAAACUGACGGCCCUGAAAAAUCUGGGCACCCUAGACUCACGGCCCGGCCACAUUUUGACGGCCGUCAACGCAGCUUUGAACCAAGUGCGGAGGUGGUUGGAAGCCCUUCAUGAUCGUCGGCGUCGAUCAGAGACGGCCUUCCAGCAGAGACGGGCAGCUCUGGAUCAAUGGUCGGAGGUGUGUUCGCUGCGGCGCGAUCUGGCGGCCACGGAGAAGCGGCUGGAAGCGCUGGGCCGGAACGGCAGCACGGCACUGGGCGACUCUUCGGCCACGGCCGAGCUUGUUUUUAAUUGUUUGUCUUUUUUUUUUCUUUCCGACUUUGAGUCGCAAGAGCAGCAGCAGCAGCUCAUUGGCUCUGCCAUCAAAAGAAGAAGAAGAUUCCAAUCGUCGUCUUUUCUUUUGAAAGUUAAACCCGUCGCCUCGUUAAGAAUAAGAGGGGAGAGAGAGAAAAAAGAGCCGAGUCUUGUGGCAUGACAAGCACCUCGGAGAACGGGCGCGGAUUCGAGGAUCUGCGUGUCACGCCAAGGUUCUUCUUCUUCUUUUUUUUGUCUUGUAGAUUUUUAUUUUUAUUUUUAUGCUUUUUUAAAAACCCCGUCACGGAGAGAAGGAGAAAAAAAAGGAGCAAUAGACAACGCCUCCUACCAUCGGAACCGGCUUUUUAAUUCCAUUUAGUUAUUUUUCUUUUUUUGAUUUUUCCCGGGAAAGAGAGAAGCCGAUGGCUCUCAUUAGGAUGGAACAGCAAAACGAGAUGAUUAUCGCCAAAAAACUUGUAUGGUCAACUCCUGGGUUGGCUAUACUCCCCCCACCAAAGAAAAGAUCUUAGAGAAAGAAAGAAAGAAAAAGAAAACGAACGAACCGAAAAGUUCAAAGUUUGGCAUCCGCGUGUAACGGAACUAUAGCGAUGGCACAAUAAGCGAUGGCCCGUAUCGCACCGGGCGGGCCCUUUUUUUCUUCUUCUUUCCUCUUGUCUGAAAGAGACAGAUUUUUUUGUGGUCUCUCUCUCUUAUUCUUAUUUUAAAAAUAUUUUUUGACUGAUGCAUUUCCAACUCUGGAGAAUCCCCCAGAAACU
Messenger RNA from Daphnia pulicaria, 2510 nucleotides. Its product is annotated as coiled-coil domain-containing protein 141-like. The transcript is spliced from 6 exons. Gene Ontology annotation, molecular function: guanyl-nucleotide exchange factor activity. The record is from RefSeq and is a predicted model, not a curated record. The coding region runs from base 788 to 1915 and encodes 375 amino acids. Gene Ontology annotation, cellular component: cytoplasm. NCBI's taxonomy places the organism in Eukaryota, Metazoa, Arthropoda, Branchiopoda, Diplostraca, Daphniidae.